Molecule: messenger RNA, 10630 nt
Organism: Bursaphelenchus xylophilus (pine wood nematode)
Lineage: Eukaryota; Metazoa; Nematoda; Chromadorea; Rhabditida; Aphelenchoididae
Source: the annotation of a GenBank genome assembly
AUGUCCCCCACUGUAAAUUAUUUCCUUUUCAAAUUUCGCCUGUCUUCCACCCUCGCCUUAUCAUCCCUCUCGGCUCAAGCUUUAUGUUGCAAAUCCCUCCAAAAUUAUGCAAAUCGCGCAUUACAGAACACAAAUCCCUUCAUAUUUGUUGGUUUCGAAUCGAGUGGUGUGGGAGAGAAAAGAGAUCAACCGAAUGGUCAUCUGAAGGCGAUCGGAUUCAGGAAGCGGCGAGGAGCGGUGGGGGGAAGGAAGGAAGAGCCUUCGGAUCUGGUUUUGCCUCGGCUUUUCUCCCAUUUUUUGUGGUCGCGCCACCGCUUUCAUAAAGCCCCCUUCUCGUUCGUCGCAAUGCCGAAAAACCUGACCGCAGCGCCAAGGUUUCGUCAAAAUAAGAUGUAAUACUUUGGAGGGGGCGAGAGCUGGAUUGCGUUGCGGAGUUGCGCCGAGAGGCUUCAAGGAGUUUUUUUUUGAUCUUUAAUUUCGGGCAAACGUAGGGACAAGAUGACAUAGAGGGUGUUGUGACAUGCAUAGAGGGUGGAGAUGAUGAUGGGUUGAAGACUGGUUACGUGAGGAUGACAAGUCGCAAAUGGCGAUCAUUUUCGUGGGGUUUAUUGGUCAGUGGGUUUCGUAACUCUUCCAGGAGUUUUAUUUUGAAGUGAAGUACUCGUGUAGACGUUCUUUUUAAACGUAUUUUGACUUGACUUGCAAGGGAACGACCCCAAGUACAACGCUCAGAUUUUCUUUAAAUUUUACACACAUGUAAUGCAUAGGCCGCACAUCAAUUCCUGAAAGUUUUAACUCGCGCUUUGCAGGCGUAGUCAAGUAUUGAACGAUUUUUUGGCCGGGAGAGUACGGGAAAUGCGGAGAGCGGUCACAGAGAAGACCCCUUUUGGCCAUAUCUUUGCCAGUUCUGCCCAGAAAAAAUUGUUUUUUUGUGAAAAUAUUACUCUAUACGGUAGAAAGAUUAUCAGUUGAUUAGUGACCUAUGUAGACCAAAGGCUCAAAAUUUAAAGAAAAUAUGAGCGUCACACCUCGUGUACGUGAGAGAUGGAUAAAAAUUGUUUCUGUAGAAUCCCCCGGACCUUUCGCGACCCAAAAUUUUCUUUUGAAUGGGAUCUUCGACCAGCUUGGAGACAGUUUUCGCGUUCCCGAUGAUCUCUACAAAGGAAACAGUUUCUUUUCAUUCAUAAAGUUUUGAAUUUUCGAUAUUUUUUCCGUCAACUCGUGAUCAAUACUUAUACAGUGACGAACCCGAUACAAUGGCAAAAAACAUACCAUUUUGCAUCCGGAAAGCAUGAAAAAUGUGGCAAAAUACCUCCCUCUUCAAGUGAAAAAACUUCGUUUUGAAGGGCGCGCUUUUGAAAUCGGAGUUUUUUCACUUGGAGAGGGAGGCAUUUUGCCACAUUUUUGAUACUUCCCGCUCACCAUGUGAAAAAAAACUUCAUUUUGAAGGGCUCCUUCACAAAAAGAGACAUGUUUGAUACUCCCCGGAUGCAAAAUGGUACUUUUUUUGCGACUGGAACAGGUCCCCAACUAUACUUAUACUGUACGUAAACUGAUCUCUGCCUCAAUCUCAACUUAAUACUUUUUUUUAAACUUCUUUGAUCAAGUCCGCCACAGCUAAUCAAUUGUCGUCGCGGUUCCGAAAAGACCACUCCUUCCGCUGUAGUUUUACACAAAAGCCGACAAAGCCGGAAAAUUACAACUAAUUCUGUCCGAAUUUCCGUACAAGUGAGAGUUUACAAAAAAAAAACAUUUAAUUACGUGAGUCAUCAAUUCGCUCUGACAUUUACUCGUCCUCCGUCGAUCUUCAAAUUGGCUGGAAUUGUGGUCGAAUUGAAAGAACGGGGAGUGAAAAGUAACGAAAAAAACAAAACGGAUACAUUUGAAGGAGUAGCGGAGAUCUACAGUUUUGAUUCCUUCAGAAUUAAGUCAUGGCGUAAAGCAUUCAGAAUGUUUUGGUUUACCGUAAAUGCUUGUAUAGGAGCAUUUACCUGAAGACAAUGUAAGUCUCGAUGUCUGAGCACAGCUCUGUGAGAGGCUUGUUCUGAUUUUCUUAGGUUUUCCAACAAAUAAUGACCCUCUGAGAGAGGGGCAAAGUUUAAAGUCUCUAAAAAAGGCAAUCGAUGAUGGAAUUUCGAAAUAUUAUACCAUUUUGUAGCUGAGAUCUCAGGCUUUCGUUUGAUGUAUCGUUUGCCAUAUUGGGACCAAAUUACAGUAAUUUAGCCCUAAUCUAAAAUUAUCUAAGGUUCCAAGACGCCCUUGAAAAGGCCUUCAAAAGUUUCAUCGGCUCCAGAAGCCGGGGUUCCUAAGCUACAGACAUAAAAAAGCUUUUGGCACAUUGUAACGAGCGUGAUAAAGCACAUGAUAAUUAUUUUGAUUAAAUAGAUCGCAGUUAUUACGGUAAAUUUUGCCGAAAAAAUAAAUUUUUCGAAGAGGGUCAUUAUUUGUUGGACAACCUAAUACAAGGGAAGUACCCCAAGUGCGACCCUCAGAUUCUGAUGAAGCUUGGCACAAAUUUAGAAUAGUUUUUUCUAAAAUGUAUGCGAGAAUCCUAGCUCGUGCUUUGCAGAAACAACCGAGAUUUUUAGAUCGAAAGUUGGCGAAAAUUUGACACUUUUUUCCGACUUUCGGCACGAAAAGUUUCAUACCUAUUACUACCGUGAAGGGUAACGUUUCGACAAAAAAUCAAUUUUUUCCGCACAAAAAUAGCAAAGUUAUGGCCAAAAAGUGUUUUUUCUCUCUAACCGCUCUCCGCGCUUAGCGAACUCUUACGGCCGCAAAGAUCGCUGAAUAUCUCGGCUGCGCCUUCAAAGCGCGAGCUAAAACUUUGAGGAAUUGACACUUAAUUUAUGACUGACGUGUGUCCAAAAUCUAAAGAAAAUCUGAGCGUCGCACUUGGGGUACUUCCCUUGUUAGUGCUUUCCUAGAGAGCCAUCGGAUUUUCAGGUCCUUCCAAGUGUGACGCUCAUAUUUUCUUCAAAUUUUGCACCCACGAUGAAUUAAGUUUCAGUUCAUGAUUUUUUAGCCCACGUUUUGCCGGGAGAGCUAGGUCGCGUACUCUCCGCCGAGAGAGUACGCGAAACGUGGAGAGCGGUCAGAGAGAUACCCACUUUUCGGCCGGAUCUUUGCAGGUUUUGCGCGGAAAAAAAUAAUUUUUUGUGGAAACAUUACCCUCUAGGGUAGAAAAAGGUGUGAAAUUUUUCAUGACAAAAUUCGCCAAAUAGCAUAACAUUUGUGACAUCAUUCAACCUAAAGAAUCCCGGUUGUUUAUGCAUAGCGCGAAAUAGAAUUUGGUGUCUAUGUUAGGAAGGAUUAAUUUUGAAUUUUUUCAUAUUAAUAAAAAUCUCUUUGUCUACAGCACCAAUGACGACAGAAAUAAUUGUAGUGACAUUUUCAACGAUAAGACCCGUUUUUUAAGCUGAAAUUAAUCACCAGUGCUGCAGAUUUCCUAAUCCUUUGUGGCUCACAAAACCUCGGCUAUUACUCAAACAGCUCUGACUAAUCUUUCGAAACGCAUUUCAUUUCUUUGGAGCUAACAACAACCCGGUAAUUCACCUGAAUCUCCAUGGGAUUUGUUCCAAAGAAAAUGCCGUCAGUUGAAAAAUGAAAACCAUCUUUUCGCGAGACCUCAACUAUGCAUUGCGGAUUGUAUAUCUACAAUUUCCCGAGCUCUUCUUUACUAUUUUUUGUACAAUUUUAUAUCUUUAUUAUUUCGUUACAGAGAAUACAGUAAUUUCCCAAAGGUUUGACAAAUUGCAGGCCUGUGGUUUGCGCCGUUGUACGGCACCGAAACAAGUUUGCGUAAUCAGGAAUACAACAGACAGGAGAAGGAAGUAAGGAAAUGCAUAUUUUUUAGGAUAUUGCCAGAGGCAAUGGAAGUUAGGGAGAGUAGAAGAAAUACUUUUGUAGCUAGAGCUUCCAAGGAAACGUUUCAAUUGCAAAGUUAACGCAGUUGAUAUGUGGCUAACAAAUCCAGAAUAUUUUGGCCAGAACUCUGUAGGUGUAGAUAUUCAACGAUUUUCCAGCUAAAAGACCAUGGAAAAUGAUGAGAAAUCCCACAGAAAAGUGCUUUUUGGCAAUACAUGGUGCUCUUAUAUUGCCAAAAAUUUCAAACUUACUUCAUUUUUGGCCUACAUGAAAUUUUGUGGCCUACUUCAAAAUGUCGUCUGCCUACGUGAAAAAAUUUCAUGUGGGCCAAAAAAAAUUUAUUUUUGCAUACAGGAAAAAAAACCACCUAUGCCAAAAAAAUAAUUUUUUUUUGCCUAGGUUAAAAAAACAAAAAUUUCAUGUAGGCCAAAAAUGAAGUAAGUUUGAAGCUUUUUGGAAUAAUAUAAGGCACCUCUUUUAUUUUUUUUUAAUUUUUUUAUUGGAAAGGUGUGCUCCAGGCAUCAAAAAAGACCGAGUUUUUGAUGGAAAUUUUCGAAUUUUCUGAAAUUUUCGGCCUAAAAAUCUUGAAAAGCGCCAGCGAAAAACCUCAUUUAUCUCCUAAAAAGUUCCAGUAAAUUUUCUAAAUUAAAAAUUUUUAAUAAUUUCAAAGUUUCAAAAUUCAUUUUUUGCAAACUUUGAUCUUUAAAAUUCUCUUCGAAAACUCAAGGACAGAAAGAAUAACCUCUCUCCCCCCGAUUACCUAACCUCCACCGAGUUUUCAGCCCGCAAGUCUUUGGAACGGCUGUUUUCGUUGAAAGCGCAAGCUCCGCCCCCCUUGGAACGUCCUCCAAACACGAGAAGAGCGGCGAAGAUGCAGCUGAAUUGGGAGCAACUUUUCAGCAUCCUCUUGGCGGGCUGCCUGAUCGUCGAAGCCUUCGGUUACGAGGCGUUGGCCGUCGCCGCAAUGUGCGUCUGGAUUUGGGCCCGUUACGGGGACUUUCUGCACAGAUCCUACAUCACUUUGGACCGGGACCUGAGGUGCGACAUUUAAAAAAAUUUUUUUUUUUUUUUUUUUUUUUUUGGAAAUUUGGCCUAAAUUAAUUGCAAAAAACAAAAAAAUCAUGUCAGGGCUCAAAAAAAAAUUUUUUGUUUUUCACAAUUACUAUUACUUCGGUUGUUAUGGCGAAAAUUUUGUAAAAUCAAAAGUUUUGCAGUCUGUCGGGAAAAUAAUGAGCAUAAUUCCGAUGCGUCAUUAUUAUCAUUUCCCGUCGCUGAAGUGAAAAGCAAGUUGAUUUUGUCGCAUCACAAUUAAUUUUCGCCGCGAUUCGACAGACUGUUCAUUAUUUUCCCGACAGAAAAUCGGUCAAUUUUUAACCUUUAUUCCUCACGUUUUAUCACUCAAAAAAACCCCGAUGAUUUUUGGCGCCUUCGAAAGGCCUAUUGGACCGUCCAACCAUAGCUCAGUUGGUAGAGCGGAGGACUGUAGUUCAGCGGAAAUCCUUAGGUCGCUGGUUCGAAUCCGGCUGGUUGGAAUUUCUUUUUUAUUUUUUUUUUUUUUUUAGCUUUUUGGAUAUCACAAAUCAUCUUUUUUGUUUUCUAAGCAAUUGCUAUGCCCUUGGAAUCUUAAUUUUUGGACUUUUAUAGGCUUUUUUGGCUCAAAUUAUGCGAAAAAUAGGAUAACAUGACUAAUAUUGUCUUUUUUCAGCGGUCUAAAGCUCCUUCUGGAUGUCAAAUCAGAUUUGUUCCGACAGAGUAAACGGAACCGUCCACUGCAUGAGAUUUUCCUCGACAUUUGCCGCAAACAUCCGCAAAAAUCGGCAAUAAUCGAAGUCAACACGGAGCGACAAGUGACGUUCGAGGAGCUGAAUCUGUUGGCCAAUCGUUAUGCCAAUUAUUUUCAGGUAAAUUUUGAAAUUUUUAGGCUAUUUUACUUUUGAAAAAGCUACUAUGUCAACUCUAAUAUCCCAUUUCAGCGAUUAGGCUACAAAAAAGGCGAUCCGAUCGCGCUUUUUAUGGAAAAUUCGAUUGAUUUCGUCGCCGCAUGGCUUGGUUUGUCCAAGAUUGGAGUGGUGACGGCGUGGAUCAACUCGUCGUUGAAGUCCGAGCAGCUGGCGCACUGCAUUCAAACUUCCAAAACGAAUGCAGUGAUCUGCUCGAAAAGCUUGGCUAAAGGUAAGCGCAUUCUAAGAUCAAAAAAGCUUUUAAAAAUGCGAAUAUCGAAGAAAAUUUCGUGCAGAAGACGCUUCUGUUUAUCUCUGUAGGAAUAAAUCUGAUUUGACAUCCAAAAAAAGCUUUUGACCGCUGGAAAAAAGACAAUAUUAGUAAUUUUACCCUUCUUUUCGACUAAUUUGAGAGAAAAAAAAGACCAUAAAAGUCCAAAAACUAAGAUGCCAAAGACAUAGCAAUUGCUUAGCAAACAAAAAAACAUGAUUUACAUUAUCAAAAAAGUGAUAAAAAAGAAAUUCCAACCAGCCGGAUUCGAACCAGCGACCUAAGGAUUUCCGCUGAACUACAGUCCUCCGCUCUACCAACUGAGCUAUGGUUGGAUGGUCCAAUAGGAUUUUAGAAGGCGCCAAAAAUCAUCGGGGGUUUUUUUGGUGAUAAAAAGUGAGGAAUAAAGGAUAAAAAAUUGAGCGAUUUUUUCUUGGAUUUUUUUUUCAGUCUUCGAAUUUUUUUUUGUCGUAACAGUUUUUCCAAACAAUUCAUGAAACCAAGUUUUGGCAGAAUUUUUAGAAAUUCGUUAUCAAAAUUAAAGCCCUCAAAUUCAUUUACUAGGCCUUCUUGAAAGUCGUCGGAGUGAUUUUUAACGUUUGCACAGUGCAAGAAAAUUCAGGGUGCGAGAGACAGCCCAAAAAACAGCUUAAAAAAGCCAAAAAAAGCCUAUUGCACGGUGCAAAAAACAAUAAAUUGCACAAUGCAAAAAAAAUUGUGCUUUUUCACAGUGCAUGUCGCAAAAGUCGCUCCAGCGACUUCAUAUAGCUCCAGAUUUCAUUCCGAACGGACUAUCAUACAGCCAAAAUUUUCAGUUUUGGCCACAGCCAAGUCGGAAGGCCAUUUGGAUCCCACAAUCGAGCUGAAUUUUUACAUUUGUGACCUUGGCGACAAAUCACCAUUAGAUCCCAAAUUCGCAGCACCGGAAUACACCCAUCUGACCCCGCUUUUGGAGGAGCAAUCAAUUGAGGAGCCGGCCAAAGUGGACGGAGUCGAUUUUCAGUCAGUUUUGUGCUUUAUCUACACCAGUGGAACCACUGGCAUGCCGAAAGCAGCAGUAAUGAGGGGAUUACGGUAGGUUUUUUCUAACAAGAAAGUACUACUUGCCCAAAAAAAUUAAAAAUUAAAUUUUUGGGCAUUUUUGGAAGAAAAAACUUUUAUAAAACAAAAAAAAGAGAAUUUUUUUACAAGGAAAGUAGGAUUUUUCGUCUCAAGUAAAAUAAUUUUUGCAAUUUUUUGGGUCGCCAAAUUGUGUACUGUAAUAAAAUGUCCAUAUAAUGAAUUUUUAAGAAAGAUGGACCUUGUUUUAGACAUCAAAAACCAAAAAAAUAAAUAAUAUCUUUCCAAAAUUUUUGCAAUUUUUUUGAAUGGAAAGUACUUCUAUGAGGUAUGGAGUUACAGGUCGAGAGAUAUAUCAAAAAAAUCGCAAAAUUUUUCUGAUUCAGAAUAUGUAAAAAUUAGCUGUCCAAUUUUUGUUUGUAAGGGCGAAAAAACCCGUAAAAGCUUUUCUCGCAACACCACGCAAACGCCUUUUUGACCAAGUUUUUACCAAUCCAAAAGCUUCGCUUUGAGCUAAAGUAAACCUGGUAUUAUGACGAGCCUUGAAAUAUUUGAUUAAUACUACACCUUAACAGUAGUUCCAAAGUAAAAAAGGGGCAUUUGCGUGGUGUUGCAAGAAAAUUUCUGAGGGUUUUUUGGCCCAUACAAACCAAAAUUCGGCAGCUAGUUUUUACAUAUUCUGAAUCAGAAAAAAUUUUCGAUUUUUUUGAUAUAUGUCUCGACCUGUAACUCCAUACCCCAUAGAAGUAUUUCCCUUGUAAAAAAUUUCUAUUUUUUUUUGUUUUUUAUAAAAGUUUUUUUUCCAAAAAACGCUCAAAAAUAAAAUUUUUAGAUUCUACUCGAUGGCUGUGGGCGCAGCCAAAGCGUUCAAAGUGUCUCCGGAGGACCGGAUUUACAUCUCGAUGCCUUUAUACCACACUGCCGCAGGCAUUCUGGGAAUGGGCCAGACAAUUUUACGGGGAUCCACAGCGGUUAUUCGGCCCAAAUUUUCGGCCAGCAACUUCUGGAAGGACUGUAUUAAGCACCAGUGUACUGUAAGUUUUAAAAAAAAUUUUUUUUUAAUUUGAUAAAAAAACUUUUUAAUUUAAUAAAAAAACAUUUAUUUUUGUAUCACUAAUGAAUUGAAAGUUGCAUAUUUUACAACAAAAAAACAAUCACUGUUAAACUUUAGGCCUCUCAGUACAUUGGCGAAAUUUGUCGCUACCUCCUGGCCCAGCCUCCAAGUCCAGAGGAAAAACUGCACAAAGUCAAAUUGAUGUAUGGAAAUGGCCUUCGCCAAGAAAUCUGGCAAGAUGUGGUGGACCGAUUUGGCGUCCGAAUCGGAGAACUUUACGGAUCUACCGAAGGAACAUCGAAUUUGGGUGAGUUUAGGCUUUUUUAUAGUUAAAAAAAAACUAAUUUUUUGUCGAAACUAGUACAAAAAAUAUAAAAAUGUGUUGAAUAAAACUCGUAAAUUAAUUUUUACCUACAAAUUUCACUGAAUUUACUAUUUUUGCUACCAUUUUUACUCAAAUUUCCCCAGUUUUUCUUCCAAAUUUAUUUAUUCGCACCGUUUUCCUCUUCCCAAAAGAGAGCGGGGAAGAAAAAAGCACUUCGGAGCGUGCGCCAUGAUAGCUCAGUUGGGAGAGCGUUAGACUGAAGAUCUAAAGGUCACCGGUUCGAUCCCGGUUCGUGGCAUUUUUUGAGUUUCGCGACUUUUUACCCAAAGAGGAAAGCCAUCCGUAUUUUACAUUGCAUUUUUUGAUUAAUAAACGGCAUUUUACCACAUUUUCGAGGGUUUAAUUUCGUUAAUUUGAAGAAGAAAUAUUUUUUUACAUAUUUUCUACAGUUUUGCCCUAAAAUUUGCUUUUCAGUCAACAUUGAUGGCCAAGUUGGCUCCUGUGGAUUCCUGCCUAUCUCCCCUAUUACCUCCAGACUCCAUCCAGUGCGAUUAAUCAAAGUCGACGAGGCCACCGGCGAAGUUAUCCGCGGCGACGACGGGCUUUGCAUUCCCUGUAGGCCAGGGGAAACUGGAGCGAUGGUCUCGACGAUUCGUCGCGGCAAUCCAUUGCUCAAUUUCGAAGGCUAUUUGAAUCAAAAGGAGACGAGCAAAAAAGUGCUGUCCGACGUUUUCCGAAAAGGAGAUCAAGUUUUUGUGUCAGGUGAGGAAGGGUGAUAUAAUUGCUAAAAAAAAGUCACAAUUCCUCUGAACCGAUAGAUCUAUCUGUUCUAAGGGACUUUAGAGACCUUUUUCUACCCUAAUAUACCAUCUAAACCACCCAUUGCUAUGCAGUGGGUGAUCUGAUCCAGUGGCAAAAAACGUAUCAUUUUGCAUCCGGGAAGUAUCAAAAAUGUGGCAAAAUGCUUUCCUCUCCAAGUGAAAAAACUUCGUUUUGAAAAGCGCGCCCUUUUUCCUCACAAAAAAAGCGGGCGUGCUUUUGAAAUCUGAUUUUUUCACUUGGAGAGGGAGGUGUUUUGCCAUAUUUUUUUAUGCUUCCUGGAUGCAAAAUGGUACGUUUUUUUGCCACUGGACCAGGUCCCCCACUGUAUACCAACUAUGGCUCUAAUAAAUCGCAAUUUUCAGGCGAUAUUCUCCAUUGGGACCGGCUUGGCUACGUCUAUUUCCGAGACCGGACCGGAGACACUUUCCGAUGGAAGGGCGAAAACGUCUCAACUACCGAAGUCGAGAAGGCCUUCUAUGGCUCUUUGGAGCUUCGAAAAUGCAUUUCCGACGUCACCGUGUAUGGAGUUCGAGCUCCCAGAACCGAGGGUCGGACUGGAAUGGCGGCUAUUGUCAAAAAUCAGGAUUCCGGGAUCUCGGACGAGGCAAGACACUUAUUUUGGAUUAAAAAUCGUGUUGUUAUUCGAUAUUUGAUUUGAUUUUUCAGGAAAUGGUUGAAAAAAUUGCCGACCAUCUCAAAGAUCGAUUGGUGGGACCGGCCAUUCCCACCUUCCUGCGUCUGUGUAGUGACGUUCAGAAGACAGGUGAGCUUUUUUUAGCCCUCUAGACUACACUUCUAAUACAGUGGGGGACCUGAUCCAGUGGCAAAAAACGUACCAUUUUGCAUCCUGGAAGCAUCAAAAAAUGUGGCAAAAUACCUCCCUCUCCAAGUGAAAAAACUCCGAUUUCAAAAGCGCGUCCGCUCUUUUUGUGAGGAAAAAAGUUUUUUCGCUUGGAGAGGGAGGCAUUUUGCCACAUUUUUGACACUUCCCGGAGGCAAAAUGGUGCGUUUUUGCCACUGGAUCAGGUCCCCCACUGUACCUUACACCUUUCGAAAUUACAAAAAACCAAUAUCAAGUCAACGAAAUGUCAACUUUCCCUGUGCUGAUAAAACAUUCCGUAAACAUAAUCUGUCGUAUUUUAGGAACCUUCAAGCUUAUAAAAACGCAUCUACAAAGCCUGGGGUUGGAUGCCAACGACAAUGAUCGAUUAUUCGUCCUCCAUCAAGGUGCCUAUGUUCCAUUCGACGCCGAAAAGCGACGACAAUUGGACGAUGGAACGCUUGGGUUGUAA